Messenger RNA from Ilyonectria robusta, 1755 nucleotides. RefSeq lists its product as uncharacterized. NCBI's taxonomy places the organism in Eukaryota, Fungi, Ascomycota, Sordariomycetes, Hypocreales, Nectriaceae. The transcript is spliced from 2 exons. Gene Ontology annotation, molecular function: adenosine deaminase activity. Gene Ontology annotation, biological process: adenosine catabolic process; inosine biosynthetic process. The record is from RefSeq and is a predicted model, not a curated record. The coding region runs from base 1 to 1755 and encodes 584 amino acids.
AUGGGUGACUACACCAUGUCCAACGAGGAGUGGGAGGAGGUCGCCCAAGAUAUCCCCUCGCUCUCUGAUCCUUUUGUCCAGAAGUAUCUUUCCGGUCGCGCCAGCCUUAUCACCCAGGAGAAGACAAGCCGGUCCGAUGCUUCUUUCAAGGCAUCUCUGUCGCCUAUCGCCCAGCGUGCCUGUGCCAUCGUCGAAAACAUCCGAGACCAGGAGAACGCCACCAUCUGGACACCCCAAGUCGAGGAGGACCUCGCCCAGCAGUCGAAUGAAUGCAUCUUUCCCGGAAUGAUGUUUAUGCUUGCCAAGGACCGAAUGGAGAGGACCAACCUUUGGAAUAUUGUCCGGCGCAUGCCCAAGGGCUCUCUGCUACAUGCUCAUCUGGAUGCCAUGGUCAACUUUGACUUCCUCCUGGAUGAACUAUUGCGGACACCUGGGAUGCACAUGUCGAGUGACCGACCCCUCACUUCAAAGGCAGCGAGGGAGGAUGCAGCCCCGAAUUUUCGCUUCAGAGCCCAGGAACAGACCGAAGGCUCAAUUUGGGACGAAUCCUACAAGCCAGACACCUUCAUUCUGCUUACAAAAGCGGCAGAUGAGUUCCCGGAUGGCGGACGACCAGGGUUUCUCAAGUGGCUCAAGGGCAGGUGCACUCUAUCGACCGAAGACGUUCAUGAACAGCACCAUGGCAUCGACGCAAUCUGGGUCAAGUUUGGCAAAUGCUUCGUAGUUGUUGCAACCAUUAUCCACUACGAACCCAUGUACCGUGCCUUCCUGCGUCAGCUCAUGAAAGCUUUGAAAAGCGACGGCGUGAAUUGGGCUGAGCUUCGGUUUACCUGGCCGCUAAACUACUGCCGUGACCGCAAAGAAGAGCCCGAGCAGGACUACAUUCACAUGUUCGAGGUGCUUGAAGAAGAGAUUGCCCGCUUCAAGAAGUCGCCUGAAGGCCAGGGCUUCUGGGGACUGACGACCAUCUGGACCACACUUCGCAGUUGGCCUACUCGACUGAUUGUGGAAAGCAUGGACCAUUGUAUUGCCACCAAGAUGGCUUUCCCUCAUCUCAUUGCUGGUUACGAUCUUGUGGGCCCUGAAGACUUGGGUCGCCCAUUGUCCGACCUACUGCCAGAGUUGUUUUGGUUCCGUAAACAGUGCGCCCAAGAGGGUGUGAACCUCCCUUUCUUCUUCCAUGCCGGAGAGACCCUUGGCGAUGGCACGGAUACCGACUCUAACCUUUUCGACGCUGUGCUGCUGGGAACACGACGAAUUGGCCACGGAUACAGUCUCUUCAAGCAUCCUCUCCUAAUCGACAUGGUCAAGGAGAAACGCAUUCUCAUUGAAUCAUGCCCGAUUUCUAACGAAGUCCUUCGCUUAUGCGGCUCGGUCACAGCCCACCCGCUUCCCGCUUUGCUAGCGCGAGGAGUUCCAUGCAGUCUUUGCAAUGAUGACCCAGCCAUGUUGGGCCAGGACACGGCCGGCAUGUCGCACGACUUUUGGCAAGCGCUUCAAGGUUGGCAAAACUUGGGCCUUGCAGGUUUAGGCAGCCUAGCCGAGAACAGCGUCAGGUGGUCAGCUUUUGAGGACCAAGAUCAAGCAGAGUGGGUGAAGGGGAUCAAGGAAGCCAGCCUGGGAUCGGGCGUGAAGGCCAAGAGACUGCAGGAAUGGCAAGUGGAGUGGGAGAAGUUUUGUCUAUGGAUUGUCACAGAAUUUGGAGAGGAAUUUGGUCCUGAAGAAGCAGAGGCGGAAGAAAAACAGGCCGUUUAG